CUCAAAAUGUGAUCUUGUAUCACCGGUAUCGCGUACGCACUGCAGGAACGCAGACUCGGUUAAUGCAGGAGGAAACAGAAGAUUUGAGCAAAACAAAAGAUCUGUGCCAUCCAUCAUGACCAUUGGAACUCAGCUCUACCUGCUGCUGUGGAAAAACUUCACGUAUCGGAGGAGAAACAAGAUCCAACUGGUCAUUGAACUCCUUUGGCCACUCUUCCUCUUCCUCAUCCUCAUUGCUGUCCGGCAAUCACACCCACCAUAUAAACAGAGCCAGUGCCAUUUUCCCAACAAGGCUCUUCCAUCAGCUGGCACGCUGGCAUGGCUUCAGGGCAUCAUCUGCAAUAUCAACAAUCCCUGCUUCCAUCACCCAACAGCAGGAGAAACACCCGGGCGUGUGAGCAACUUCGACAACUCCAUACUUUCUCGGCUUUUAGUUGAUAUCAGGACUGUCCUGACUGUCAGUGGUAACCGGACGGCUCUCUCCAGUCUACAGGAUCUGUCGCUGGUAGUCCAGAGACUAGGAGAAAGACCAGAUGCCUGGCCAAAUCUUCCAGUGGGAGAGUAUCUGAGAGCCAGCGAGAGCUUCUCCUCCUUCUUGCGGACAAACACCAGCAUGCCCUCAGAUUCUGUUGAUCAGUUACUGAGGGCACGGCUAAACCUUCAAGUGGUGGCGUUAGCAGGGGAAGGGAUGCGUUUGUCUGACAUUGUCUGUAAUGCUUCUCUCUUGGGUCGAUACCUCACUGUUGAGGGAGGUGAUUCUUUUCCUGAGCUGCAGGAGGCACUGUGUGAGGUGCCUUCUGAUAUUAUGCAGAAGGCAGAACAGAUCUUCCUCUCAGAGCUGGACUUCAGUAAGAUCCUUAUGAGAGACAGACUGCGGGCUAACGCGGCUGAUCUGCUACUCCUCAGUCAGGCUGUUUCUUCCGUCUCUCAGGAACUAGCGGCAAUUAUGGAUGAUAUCUCUUCUCUCUCCAGCUUCUCAGAGCUGAACUCAGAAUUUAGGUUACUGACACCUGAAAACCAUUCAGCACUGCCGCGGGAGAGCUUUCGUGCCUUCUCCAGAAUCAUGUGUGGCCACCCCGAGGUGGGCGGAGAGAGAAUCCCUUCAUUCAACUGGUAUGAAGACCACGACAUCAAAUCAUUCCUGGGCAGAAAUGAGUCAGAGGUGGCAGACAUGGAAAAGGACAACAGUACCACUCCAUUCUGUGAAAACUUGAUUCAAAGCUUGGAGUCAAAUCCUCUCUCACGGAUUGUGUGGCGAGGCAUCAAGCCGCUGUUCACUGGGAAGCUGUUAUACACACCAGACACUCCAGUCACCCGUGCAGUCAUGACAGAGGUGAACAAGACAUUUCAGGACUUCCAGAUUCUUAAUGAAGUGCAGGAGGUGUGGCAGGAAGUAGGUCCUAGAAUCAAAACCUUCAUGGAGAGCAGUGUGGAAAUUCGGCUUCUGCAGGAUCUUUUGAGGAGGCCUGAGCUGGCAGUAAUCGUAAACCUGCGCUUGGAGAACACCUCCUGGACGGCCUCUCGCAUCGCCCGGUUUCUCUCCACGCCUGACCCAGACAAACCCCGCAAGGAUGGAGCUCCGCCCACCUGGCUGGAUCUGUACCAGGAUUUAAACAACACCCUCAGCACUCUGUCAGAACUCACUAAGUGUUUCUCCUUAAACAAACUGGAGGGUGUGGCCACAGAAGGUGAGAUGGUCGAACGAGCCCUGGAGCUGCUGGAAGAUCGGCAGUUCUGGGCCGGAAUUGUCUUCCUCCUCCCAGACCCUUUAUCAACCUCCCUGCCUCCUCAUGUCAAAUACAAGAUCCGCAUGGACGUAGAUGAUGUAACCCGAACGAACAAGAUCAAAGACAAGUUUUGGGAUCCAGGUCCUGCUGCCGAGCCUUUUAGUGACCUCCGCUACAUAUGGGGUGGUUUUAUUUAUGUACAGGAUUUAGUGGAGAGAGCUGUGACCCGACUGCUCACCGGUAAAGACACAAACAUGGGCAUAUAUGUGCAACAGAUGCCUUACCCUUGCUUCGUAGAUGAUGUGUUCAUACGAGUCCUUAAUCGUUCUCUUCCUCUGUUUAUGACGCUGGCGUGGAUCUAUUCUGUGGCUAUGAUUAUAAAGGGUGUGGUUUUUGAAAAAGAGGCUCGUCUGAAGGAGACUAUGCGUAUCAUGGGUCUGAGCUCUGUCAUGCUGUGGCUCAGCUGGUUCAUUAGCAGUUACCUGCCCUUCCUCUUCAGUGCUGGACUACUUAUCGCCGCCCUUAAGUGUGGAGAUAUCUUACCCUACAGUGACCCGGCUGUUGUUUUCUUCUUCCUGGCUGCGUUUGCUACGGCCACCAUCAUGCUUUGCUUCCUUAUCAGCACAUUUUUUUCACGUGCUAACCUGGCAGCAGCAUGCGGAGGACUCAUUUACUUCAUGCUGUACCUGCCAUAUGUGCUGUGUUUGGCUUGGAGAGAAUACCUGACCAGCACACACAGGAUCUUAGCGAGUUUCCUGUCUCCUGUAGCCUUUGGCUUUGGCUGUGAGUAUUUCUCUCAGUAUGAAGAACAGGGUGUGGGCAUCCAGUGGUAUAACUUGAAAUCCAGCCCCAUGGAAGGAGACAGCUACAACUUCACCACCUCCAUCAUUAUGCUGUAUGUAGAUGCUGUCAUCUAUGCAGUGGCCACCUGGUAUAUAGAAGCUGUUUUUCCAGGGCAGUAUGGUGUCCCCAGACCCUGGAAUUUUAUCUUCCAUCUAAAUUACUGGGGAGGGGUUCCACUAGAGGUGGGGUUGCCCAUUCCUCCAGCACCUCAAAAUGAAGCUGAUGAUCGGAUUGAAGCUGAGCCUAUGAACCUCAUUUUGGGAGUUUCCAUAAGGAACUUAGUAAAGAUUUAUAAAAAAGGGGCCAAGGUUGCUGUCAAUCAUCUGAACAUUAAGUUCUAUGAGGGACAAAUAACAUCCUUUCUGGGCCACAACGGUGCUGGCAAGACAACCACCAUGUCUAUUCUAACAGGACUGUUUCCUCCCACUGCUGGUACAAUAUACGUGAAGGGAAUGGACAUUCGCACAGAUAUGGACAUCAUCCGCAGGACUCUGGGUGUUUGUCCCCAGCACAAUGUCCUCUUUGAUAUCCUCACGGUGGAGGAGCAUGUCUGGUUCUAUGGCCGAAUGAAGGGCAUGAGCACAGAGGAGGUGCAGGGAGAGAUAAACUCUCUUCUGGAGGAUGUGGGCUUACAACACAAACGACACGAGCAGACCAAAAACCUUUCUGGUGGCAUGCAAAGGAAACUGUCUGUGGCCAUUGCAUUCAUAGGAGGGUCAAAGGUCGUGGUCUUAGAUGAACCCACUGCUGGAGUUGACCCCUACUCGCGGCGCGGGAUUUGGGACCUUCUACUUAAAUACCGCAAAGGCCGGACUAUCAUUCUGUCCACACACUACAUGGAUGAGGCUGAUCUACUAGGCGACCGCAUCGCCAUCAUUUCCCAAGGGAAACUGUGCUGCUGCGGCACGCCACUCUUCCUCAAAGCACGUCUUGGUACAGGUUACUAUCUUACUCUGGUCAAGAGAGAGAUGCACAGGACACCCAGCAGCACCAGCACUCGCAAACUCCCUUCAACUGUAGUUAAGGACAGUGAUUCCUCUUUAAGUGAUGACACUGGACUGGGCAGUGAGGAGAAUGGAUUCGACGCUGUGGCUCUUGUGGCUCUUGCACAGCGGUACGUCCAUGAUGCUCAGCUGGUGGAGGACAUCGGCAGAGAGGCGGUGAUCAACUUGCCCCACGCUUCCUCAGAGGACGGCAGUCUUGCCCUCUUCCUGAACGAGCUGGACAAAAGGCAGGGCGAGUUUGGCGUGGUCAGUUACGGGCUGUCGGACACAACAUUAGAGGAGAUCUUCCUGCGAGUGGCAAAGGAGACAGGUGUGGACGCUGAUCCUGAGGAGCCAGCAACGACUCCAGGCCACCAGGGGGCACCAUCUGAAGACACAGGAUGGAAACAGCCAAUCAGGAAAGAGGCCCAAGAGACGGAACCUCUCAGCGGAGAUGGUCAGGGUGGCGGUGUGCCACUCACAGGCGUCUGGCUCACAUUGCAGCAGCUUCGAGCACUUUUCACUAAGAGACUGAAGUACACUCUUCGCAGUCGCAGAGGCAUUUUCGCACAGAUUGUUCUGCCUGCAGUUUUUGUCCUUGUCGCUCUGUUGUUCAGUCUCAUUGUCCCACCGUUUGGGAAAUAUCCAUCCCUGGAGCUCCAGCCGUGGAUGUACGGAGAACAGUUCACCUUCUUUAGCAAUGAUGCCCCCCAUGACCCAGCCAUACAGAACCUCCUAGAUGCUCUGCUGGAUCCACCUGGGUUUGGGACCAAAUGUAUGGACCCGACCAGUGACCUGGAGUGUGUAGAGGAAGUUGGUUCAAAGUUUCUCCGGCCUCAGAUUCCCUUCAGGAUGUGGCAGCUCUAUAAUAAGGGCAACUGGAGUGCAGAGAACCCCUCUCCUGACUGUGAGUGCAGUACCGACAAUAUCCGCAGGAUGCUGCCUGACUGUCCAGAGGGGGCAGGAGGACUUCCUCCGCCACAGAUAAAACGAUUUACAGGUGACAUCCUGCAGAAUUUGACAGCUCGCAACAUUUCUGACUACCUCAUCAAAACAUACCCCCAGAUUCUGAAAAAAAGUUUAAAGACCAAAAAAUGGGUGAAUGAGUUUAGGUAUGGAGGUUUCUCUCUGGGCGCUAAGAGCUCUCAGGCUGCAGGUGAGCCACAUCACCUGGAGGAGUCUGUAUUGGCCAUUAGAAGACGCUACAGUAUUGCAGAGAAUAGUUCUUUAGAUCUGCUCCUUCACAGAUUGCCAGAUGUGCUUACAGGACUCACCAGCCAAAACAACGUGAAGGUCUGGUUUAAUAAUAAAGGAUGGCAUGCCAUGGCAUCAUUCGUGAACGUCAUGAACAAUGGUCUCCUGCGUGCCAACCUGCCUCCCGGGCCAGAAAGACGCAAAUAUGGAAUUACUGCCUACAAUCACCCGCUUAACCUCACGAAGGAGCAGCUCGCAGACAUGGCCCUGAUGACCACCUCAGUAGACGUUUUGGUGUCAAUAUGUGUUCUCUUCGCCAUGUCGUUUGUUCCUGCCAGUUUUGUGCUGUUCCUAAUUGAGGAACGUGUCAGUAAAUCCAAGCACCUGCAGUUUGUCAGUGGAGUGAAGCCCGUCUUGUACUGGACAACCAACUAUAUGUGGGACAUGUUGAACUACACAGUCCCGGCCACCAUGGUGGUCCUGAUCUUCAUCAGCUUCCAGCAGGAAGCAUAUGUAUCUGAGAAGAAUUUGCCUGCCUUGGUUCUACUACUCCUGUUCUAUGGUUGGUCCAUCACUCCACUCAUGUAUCCAGCCUCCUUCAUCUUUUCCAUCCCCAGCACUGCCUACGUGGUUCUCACCUCCAUCAACCUCUUCAUCGGCAUCAAUGGCAGCAUCGCCACCUUUGUCCUGGAGCUAUUUAUUGACAAGCAUUUGAAUGAUGUCAACAAGAUCCUAAAGAAGGUCUUCCUGAUCUUCCCUCACUUCUGUCUGGGUCGAGGUCUCAUUGACAUGGCCAAGAACCAGGCAAUGGAAGACGCAUUUCAGCGGCUGGGAACCAAGCAGAAUCUGGAUCCUCUAUCUUGGGAUUUUGUAGGGAAGAACUUGUUUGCCAUGGCGAUGGAAGGGAUUGUGUUCUUCAUCUUUACUGUUCUGCUGCAGUAUAAAUUCUUCAUUCAUUUUAGCCGAUGGACAGGGUUUGUGCUGCCCCCACUGGGCAUAGAGGACGAAGAUGUGGCAAGAGAGAGAGACCGUGUCAAGAAUGGCAGAGCUCAGGGAGACAUUCUGACCCUCACAGACCUCAGUAAGGUGUAUAAGGCAGGCAGGAAGCCAGCGGUGAAUCGGCUUUGCUUAGGCAUUCCUCGAGGAGAGUGCUUUGGGCUUCUGGGUGUAAACGGGGCUGGGAAAACCUCAACUUUCCGCAUGCUGACAGGUGACACCAGCAUCACUUAUGGAGAGGCGUUUCUUAGCAACCACAGUGUUCUUACAGAAAUGGAGAAAGUUCAUCAGCUGAUGGGAUACUGUCCUCAGUUUGAUGCUAUCAAUGACCUACUGACAGGACGAGAGCACCUGGAGUUCUAUGCCCGCCUCAGAGGAGUGCCAGAGGCUCAUGUGGCAAAGGUGGCGCAGUGGGGUGUGCAAAAGCUCGGUCUGAGUCAGUAUGCUGAGCGAGAGGCUGGCGGCUACAGUGGAGGAAAUAAACGCAAACUCUCCACAGCCAUUUCUCUCAUCGGAGCUGCACCUGUCAUCUUCCUGGAUGAGCCAACAACUGGCAUGGACCCGAAGGCUAAGCGCUUCCUCUGGAACUGUAUCCUCGGUGUGAUCAAGGAGGGACGGGCUGUUGUUCUCACCUCCCACAGUAUGGAAGAAUGUGAGGCCCUGUGCACCCGUAUGGCCAUCAUGGUGAAUGGCAGGUUCCAGUGCCUAGGCUCAGUUCAGCACCUCAAGAACAGGUUUGGUGACGGUUACACGAUAAUCCUUCGCUUGUCAGCCCCAUCUACUGAACCAUGCCCUGUGGACACCUACAUCCAGAACUCCUUCCCUGGCAUCCAGCUGAAGGAGAGACAUCAGAACGUGCUCCAGUACCAGCUGCCAUCACAGGCCUGUUCACUCGCUUGCGUCUUUGAGGUUCUGUCAAAUAAUUAUGAGGAGCUAGGAAUAGCUGAAUACUCUGUGUCACAGACUACACUGGAUCAGGUGUUUGUUAACUUUGCUAAGGAGCAGACAGACGAUAAUCAACUAAGGGAGGUAACGGUAAAUGGUGCACCAGUGGCAGCUCAAACCACCAGACCUCAGCGACCUACUGAACUCAGCCUGGAGAAACCCAUCAGUUCUUCAACACCAAGCUCACACUUAUCACCCUCUGCAGAACAGGCUGCUUUCUCAGGACAAACCCCUGAGCCUCGAACCAGUGGACCAAAGACUAAAAUGAGCAAAUCAAACAGUCAGUCCGUCUCAAGACAGCAUCAACAGAUCAAGAUGGAACCUAUCGGGGCGGCAGCUAAUGGAUCGAACCCUCCUGGAGACCAAGCGUCUGGUAGCAAAGACCCAUCUGCGCUGUUUAUUGUCAGUACCAAAACACAGGAAAGCAAAAUGUGAAAAGACAAAGACAUUCAGAACGGAACUGACUUCAAACAGCUCAACAAGGAACAUUAGAACGGCAUCAUUCUUCCUCCACGUUUGGGGCCUUGUUCACUUUUAGUAUAGUUACCAUAAAAGCAAUCAAUCAAUCAUUCAGCCAAUCAAUUAGUGGUCAACCAAUAUGUGUUUUUCAUUGGCUGAUGCUGAUGCCAAUAUCUAGAAAGCAGAGUGGCCCGAAGGCUCAUAUAAUGUCGAUGUACAGCAUACACAGUACACUGAAGUAUGUGAAGGAUAAUCGACCAAGCAGACACUCUGUCCAAGUAAACACUUGUUGUUAUUGGCCAAUGUCAAUAUAAUGCCAAAUAUUAAUUGGCCUGUUAAUUUUGCAAUUCUUCAUUGUUUGUAUGUUGUGUUGUAUUCUGAAACUUGAAGUUACACACCAUAACAAAUGGCAUUAUGUUUUGGCAGGAAAUCUUUGCCAGACCUCUCUAACAGAUCAAUUAUGCAUAUUGUCAUGAUGUCAGUUGCACUUUCAUAUAGUGUUUGCUUUGUACGACCCAAUUUGGGACCAAAUGCUUUAACUGGACAUGUUACAUGAUGUCAGACCUCUUUAUUUUCAUGUUUGUAUUUUAAAUGUGCAGUGUAAAGCUGGUAUCAAACUCAAAAACUGCCUUCAUGAGGUCAAUAUUUUUAUUUAUUGCUCUUAUUUAUGUACUGUGAGUUUUGAUGUUCUGACUCUUUUCUCUGAUGCACUUAAGCUUAAAGCAAAUCUAAUGUUUCAGUCAGGCUUAUCACUGUAUCUUAUUGCACUUCAAUGAUUGUUACAAUACUUGAUAUGUACUGUAGCCUACUUAAAAUUUUGUAUUUCUUGUAGUUACAAAAAUACCAGAGAUAUUAUGGAUGAAAUGACUAGAGUGAAUCUUAAAUUUAAAGUUUGCAAUGUGCAUGAAGCUGGAUGUUAAUAUGAAGGAAUAUUUAUAUGCAAAUGUAUAUGCUCAGAAAAGAAUGUAUUAUUAAAUUUGUUGACACUG
Myxocyprinus asiaticus (Chinese sucker) is the source of this 8136-nucleotide messenger RNA. It is a transcript of the gene abca7, whose product is annotated as ATP-binding cassette, sub-family A (ABC1), member 7. Gene Ontology annotation, molecular function: ATP hydrolysis activity; phosphatidylserine floppase activity; phosphatidylcholine floppase activity. Gene Ontology annotation, cellular component: membrane; intracellular membrane-bounded organelle. Gene Ontology annotation, biological process: transmembrane transport; cholesterol efflux; phospholipid efflux. Bases 116 to 7123 code for a protein of 2335 amino acids. The transcript has 50 exons. The record is from RefSeq and is a predicted model, not a curated record. Lineage: Eukaryota; Metazoa; Chordata; Actinopteri; Cypriniformes; Catostomidae.